UGGUGGUAAAACACAGAGAGAAUUCUGGUAAAACCAUCUUGGUUACCGCAAAGUGAGGCUUAUCAGCCAAUGAAAUUUAAGUAGGAAGUUACAGAAGUCGCACGGAAAUUGCGUUGAUCCACUGCUGUACCAACGUGCUAAAGGUAAAGCACCCAGGAGCCAAAGCAGCGUGCAGUCAUGUGGCCCGUAGUUUGGACAGCCUUACGGACCUAUGCCCCUUAUGUCACCUUCCCUGUGGCCUUUGUGGUGGGAGCAGUGGGAUACCACCUGGAGUGGUUUGUCAGGGGGACCCCUAAACCUCGAGAGGAGAAGGGCAUCCUGGAGCUGAGGGAGGAGAGGAAGCUGCAGGAACAAGAGGGUAUGGACAGCACCAAGGUGCUUAGCCUGAAAGAGAAACUGGAGUUCACACCAAGAGCAGCUCUGAACAGAAACCGACAAGAAAAGAGCUAACUCCUUGGUGUGAGAGACUCAAAUUUACCCUUUUCUUUGGAGAAGGGUUGUGCACUGGGAUCAAAGGGGAUGAACAAGAGGGCAAAAACAUCCAUUCAGCCGUACGUCCACAGUCCUGGCCACCCAAAAGCCUCAGCUUGCCUGUGUGAAUAUCGGCUACCUUUUAGAAGCCGGAGGGUAAUUGUAAAAUCACCCUUGGUCUUUAAUCAAGUCAACUAUAGCUUAUGUGUGUUACAUGUGACUCUUUGACUCUCCCCUUGAUGUGGCACGUGCCUGCUUGUGCUUUGGACAAUAACUAGCAAGCAAGACACCUGAAUUUACAACACCUGUUAAAUAUGAAGGCUUUAAACAGUUGACAGGAUUUGAUGGAAACUGGUCAUUUUCUCUUUUAUUUAAAGUUAAUUGUGCGUAUUAUGGUACAAAUGACAUUUAAUCUGUGAUGUUAAAUCAGACAAAUGCCAAUUCCGUCUUUUCUUUCAUACAAAUGGUUUUUGUGUUGCAAGCCUGUCAUAAAGUGUUUCUCCUUUUAAUCUUAAUACAUUUUAAGAAAGCACUUCUGAUCUGAUUUGAUUGUCAUAAGAGAGGAGGAAGAAAGACAGGCAGGUCUUUGUUUUAGUUCUUUUUAUCUGGUGAUUGUAUGUGACAAAAUAAUCCAACAGUGUGGGAGGUCUCUCAGGAACUUUAAGCUGCUUAGUCCUAUUUUCUGAAACAUCUACACAAUACUUAAAUUUUGGAAUGGCUGAGUUGUAUGUACUAUAAGUUUGUGUCACUGAAAAAUGUGUUGAAUAAAGACUUUUUUGUGUAUGCCA
Messenger RNA from Scatophagus argus, 1259 nucleotides. RefSeq names its product small integral membrane protein 12 (gene smim12). The transcript is spliced from 2 exons. The record is from RefSeq and is a predicted model, not a curated record. NCBI's taxonomy places the organism in Eukaryota, Metazoa, Chordata, Actinopteri, Scatophagidae. Bases 178 to 450 code for a protein of 90 amino acids.